AUGGGUAAGGCGAGACGUAGCCACGCGGUGGCGGCUCCUAGCGGCGAUGGCCAGAGAAGCAAGAACGGAGAUUCUUCCAUGGUCCACGAGGUCCCGAAUGGCGGCAGCGGUGGCGGAGGAUUGGGAAAAUGGCUUCGCGACCAUUUAGGCGGCGGCUCGAAGAACGGCCAGGACACUUCUUCGCCGUUGAAGUCAAACGGGAGCCUCGUCGAAGGUUCUGGAGGCGAGAAGCCCCUCGCUAGAACUGUCCACGCCUCGCAAAAUCUCUACUGCAGUCUGCCCAGAGAGCACGGCCGGCAUUCUUACAAUGGCGCUCGGAAGACCGGCCACGGGAAUUCUCUGAAGCCCCAAGGUCACGAUCGGCAACGAUCUAACAGCGUGAACCAUCACGAGAAGACCACCUUGAGCGACCUUGGAACAUUGACGAGGGGCGGUCCGAUCUACGGGAGCGAGGGGAAGUCCCUGAAGAAGCGGAAUCGCGAUCGUCGUAGGCACUCGUUGAACGAGACGCACGAUCAGGGCCGGCAACGUCGCAGAAGCUACGAGAUUGAAGAACACGAAGAUGAGGAAGAGGAGGAACAAGAGGAAUCGGGAAGAGUAAAGAAAUCGAUAGACGAGGAGAUCGAUUGGUACGUGUCCUCGGACCAGAGUAUCGUAGGCGGAAAGUACGGGGAGGAAUUUUACGAAGGGGAAGAACUAGGUGAGGAGGAGAUACCACUUUCCCCGGAGGACUCCGUGGAAAAGUUAGAGGAAGCGCGACAGGUAGAAGAAUCCGAUCACGUGCUCGUCGAGUUACCAGCGGAGGAUGCAGCCGAACGCGAGGCGCUUAUUAGCAGGUUGACAGAGUUACAGACCGAAUACGGGGAUUUGCGACGGAGAAACAGGCUUCUGGAUCUUUGGGUUUCCCGAUGUAUGACGAAGAAUCAGCAGAGAAUGACACCCCCAGAUCCCACCAAGAAUACCGAGCAAAUGGAAAAGAUAUACAAAGAGGUUCUACGGGUUUACAAGAUGCAAGUCGACGACAUAUUAACGCAACAGAACGAGCUGACCUACGAAAUGCAAACUUAUACCGAGAAAAUUGACGCGAUUCGGGCCGAGAACGAGGCAGCUUUCAACGAAUUCUUAGACCGUGAGAGAGAAGUGGCUGUAGGCCUCGUCUUCGAGAAGACCGGGAAAAAGCUCACGGAUAAAAUGAUGAACGCUUUGACCCAUCGCCAGACGAUGCGUUCCAAGAUCUUGGCUCAAGAUAGACAGGGUUACAUACUUCUUCGACAUUGUCUCGAGGAUCUGAAAACUCGAUUGAAAGGCGUGGAGACUUUGGGCGAAGGGAUGACAACGGUGGAUUACGAGGCCCUACAUGUCGCUAAUCUCAGUUACAAGGAUAAACUGGAUGAACGAGACCAGGAAUUAGAAAAACUACGUGCGAAAAUUGCGAAGACGGUGAACGGCGUCGCUCAAUACAAAGAAAAGGAAGUCUGUCUCAUAGAGGAUAUAGAGUACGAAGAGGAGAGUUUGAAAAACUACCGUGAAAAGAACACGAGGAAUCGCGAAUGCGUGAACAAAGCUCGGGUGAGGCUGAACGAACUACGGAUCGAGUUCAACGAGAAAAGGAUCGAAGCCGGUCUUCUGGUCGCGCAGCCGGCGCUGCUGGAUAUGGAACGGCGAAUGUACAUGAGGAACGAUCUGCGCGAGGCGAUCGAGGCACUCGAGCACGAAAUCAAGCAGUACGAGCCCGAGAGACCGGGAAAACGUGCCCGAUCGUCAGUCCAAUCGGAGGAUCGGCACUGGAGCAAAAGCCCGCGUAGCAACGCAACUCCGACUCCCGACGCCGCUGAAUCAACAGGUGGGAAUCUGCGAACUAACAGGUGUAUCCCGGAUGGCGGGGACGUUGGUUACACGAUGACGGAACUGCAGCCGUCGCCGCCAGGAUAUCGAGUCCAGGAUGAGGCCCCGGGCCCACCUUCCUGUCCUCCGGGCCCCUACAAGUACGCGAGUCACGGACACGGGAGCGAGACUACCAAUUUCAAGGGUACCCCGUCGUAUCCUCAGGAAGGCUAUGGCCUUAAGCAGAGUCCGUCCCGGACGGUGCUUCCUAACGAGUACUACCGCCGCAGAAACGACGGCAGGAGGUCCGCGGAGAACGAGCACGAGGCUGGCAACGGAACAAAGAAAGCCACCACGGCUGCCGGUUACAACGAAAGUCACAAGAAGAAUACUGCGGGCUAUAAAAACGACAGCGGGUACAGCGAGAGCCUCGGAUUCGACAGCUACACGUUGCCUCUCAACGAGAGAGACGAAGCGUCGCCGCCUCCAACGCCUCCGGUCCGAGACGCGUCCAGCCUCAAAGGCGUCUGCUAUGGGCCUGGACACGAGAAAUAUCCAUCGUGGCCAAGCGCGCCGGAGAGACACCCGGACGAGGACGUGCACGGCGGCACCGGCCAUAACAGCGGAUCCCAUCGUUCCAAGUCCUGGACCGAUCACACCAAUUACCCAAAGGAGAAGCCAGCCCAAUACACUAGACCGCACACGAAGAGGCCCAAUCCCGCGUUCACGCAGCAGCUGAAGACCGUGAUGGAGCGCUGCGAGAAGAUACCGGCGGAGACUUUCGAGUCCCGCAACAGGAGCGGCAACGUGGAAGAAGAGCCGAGACUGUGGCCUCGCGUGGAUCGCGAGGGUAAAUCUCUGGGCGAUGAAGAGUACGUUGUCCCGUCGCCCCCUGAACGCGAGCAGCAGACCGCUCAGACCCUUAGCCAUGCUGAUCUGGAAGCCUACGUUAGGAGCUACCAAGAUCCUCAAGUGUCCCAGGUGGACAUAUAUAGGGAGGCAACCCUAACACAAGCAGGUCUCGAGGAAUACACGAGGGUGCAGCAUUCGCAGCAAGCCAGCUACGCACAAUCCGAAGGCUAUCACAGUUACGUUUCCAGCGUGGACUCCACAACGAACACCCCAUUUCUCGACAGACUGAGGAGAGACAGCGAGGCAGUGGCGCAGAGACCAACCGCAUCCUGGGAGGACACUUCGAGGGAGGGAAGAGACAGCGUGGUGACUACGUCGAGCGGAAGCGCGUCCAGUAGCGAAACCCUGAAAUGGCACGGUUCGAUGUCGGAUGUCAGCGUGUCCAGUGGCUUGCCAGCUCGACAGGGUACAUCGGAUCGAUGGCACCACGGCUCGAUGUCGGAUGUCAGCAGCGUGAACGGUGGAAUUUUGCCGCAGAAAUCGAACAACGGGUGUCACGACAAGUGGCAGGGCUCCAUGAGCGAUGUCAGCACCACUGGCCUGUCUCCGACGACAAAGGGCAGACACAGCGAGAAAUGGCCGGACAAGUGGCAGGUAUCGAUGAACGACCGUAAUAAACAGAAUCAAGGUAGAUCGAGCUUGCCGGCUGUGAUCAAUCACUGCACCUCCUCGACCAACGUGGCCGACGUUUCCACGGUUCGAGAGAGCAAGUGGCAGGAGUCUAACAUCGACGAGGAAUCUCUGGAGAAGUCGCAGACGGGCUCUCAAUGGGACAGUUCAAUGAGAAUUGAAAACGAUAAGUACGCAUCAUUGGCGCAGCCGAUGCCACAGAGCCCGAUACGUCAGCAGAUCGGCCCGACGAGUCCGCAGAGCCCCGAGACAUGGAAUCCUAUUCACGGUUCGAUGUCAGACGUCAGCCAGGCUAAUGGACUUUCCUGUAGCAAGCAGUUGAUAGCUCAUAGCGCCAGAGUGCAAACUCCGCAGAGACAUCAUUCGGAGAGCGUGCUCUAUUUGGAUCGCGAACGAAAUCAACGGAAACUGUAUCCUGUCAGCACGACGCAGCCUCAGGAGUCCACGCAGUCUUCAAGAAUAUCCUCGACGCUGCCCCAACAGCCACAAAUGUCAGUAGCGGAGCGCAUAAACGAACUAGAGAAGCAGCAACAGCAGCAAAUGCGUUACACCUACUUGGAUCCAGAAAAACGGCACCGGGUCUCCGAUCCUACGUUGAAAGCCAUUCAGAAAAAAGCAUUGUUAUCUUUCUACGAGAGACACCACCAAGCCUCCUGGCGGUCCGAGCCACAAUUGGCUCAAGGGACAACUCCUGCCCCUCAAAGUCCACCGCCACAGCCUCCGCCUCGUCCCAGACCACCCUCUUCGAGACGAGCGAGCUCUGCUUCCGACUAUGCCAGCGGUGCCUGGCGAGAAAACGCGAACAGGAAUCAGAAUCAGGGCAACGGAGAUUUACCGAGUCCGAAGCAUCAGCACAGCAACAGCUGCGGUAGUCUGUCCACGGAUUUGCUGGGCCCUGUGAUAGUCGGCCCGGCUAUAUCGAUCGAUGACUGGGUGCCGGAACGACCGCCCAAGAAACCACACCUCAGAAACGUCUACAACGAUCGCGUACCUAGCCCCGACUUGCCUCCACCCUCGCCCCCGACAGUCACCGAGAACGAGGUGCACGAUUGCGACGAUCCACUGCCGCCACCGCCCCCUGAACUCAGCGAGGACAGCUUCACGGACAGCCAACGGAAAUCCAACCAUCAUCAGGAAGAGUCCAAGGCCCGUGAUAGAUCUUGCGACAGACACAAGCUGGAGAGACACUCGACCAGAAGAUCGAAGCACGGGGGUAAACGGGACCACGAUAAAUCGACCGGGAAGUCAUCGCCUAACUCGCCAACGAAAACCCCGCAAGAUCAAGAACAGUUCGUAAGGGCCACCAUAGCAUUGAAACACGUUGACUCCGAGAUGGUGCUGGAGAACGGUGUCUCCGCUGGAUUCGCUACUCAUCGAAUGGUAGCCACAGGUCGAUCCAGCUUGAGAUACCCCUCGACUCAGAAGCUCAUGGUGAACGGACGGGUCACCCCGGCGAGACGAACUCCUCAGGUCCCGGUCGAGCCGAGGAUCAUUCGACAGGAGUCCAUGCGAGUGGACGGAUCGAGACUCGACGUUUCUGGGUUACUUCGAACCGAAUCCUCCCAGAGACUUGAAUCAUCCUCUGGCCAGAGGCCUCAACCCCAAGUGCCCAAGAGCAUCGACAAGAGUUCCUCGAGCAAUCAGUCGAAUCAAUCGACUAGACCGAAUUAUUUACCAGUAGCAGACAAUUCGAAGAGCACUUCCAAAUACCUGGAAGGCGGAAAUCACGGUUUCUCGAUCGGUAGCCCAGUGAAGACCGGCUACGAAGCCAAUUCGAAGAUGUUCCCGUCGGAGUCCAGUCCUCAGAAGUACCACGAGCCACCGAAGUACGUGCCCAACCAUCACCAACGCCACGGGGACGCGUCGCAUAGGAAUUACUACGCCCUGCCACCGAAAUACAUCGACGCGCCGAAGCAGAAGCCUCAACCUCAGUGUCCCACGGAUCGAUACGCUGGCUCUGGAUCACCAAGUUCUCCUCCUCCACCUCUGGCCCCACGACAGAACACACCAGGCAGAAAGUCGCUACCACCGCCGCCUCGACCAGCUCCUCCGCACGCUCUCCAGGGGAGCCAGUCGAAGGCCUCUUAUCUGGCUUACCGGAGGGAGCGCGGGGCACCUGAUAGCGAGGGCAGCUACAAGAGGACCAUGUCCCCUACGUCCCGACUAGAGGAUUGGCCACCGCCGCGAGAUCACGACGAUCCGGUUCUUUUGCGCGUCACGCCUCAUCAUCCGUUGCAGCAUCAUCAUCAUCACCAUCACAACAAUCACCAUCCGCAGCAGCCAGAGCUUUCCAAGUCCCACAGCGUGGACGCCCUUCAUCAUCGGCUGGAGGAACGUACCCAACAGCAUCAGCAACAGCAACAACAGCAACAACACUCCGCCGAAGUGAUCGGAAAGCUGUCGCACGAUUUGAACAAGAAACUACAGGCGAGCGACGCGAGAUCCCGAGCCGCCGAGAAUAAUAACAACGACAACCUAGAGGAUCGACAUCAGCACCACCACCAUCAUCAUCAUCAUCUGGAGAAACGUCAGCAGGAGAAGAGGCACGAUUACGAGCAGCGUAGGGAACGAUUGUCACCCCAGAGCGUCGAGGUUCUUAACGACAGGAACCGACAGCUGGAACGCGAACGCAGGAAGCUGGCUGCUAGUUGCGAACCUCUACCUCAGAACAGAGAGAAACAGUCGCGAAGCAUGGAUGCUCCCUCGUCGAUGGAGGAGGACUUUUUCCGCGAGCGGAGCGCCACCAUCGAAAUGACCUCGCAGAACAUCGAACUCCUGAAUCGCCGUAACGAGAAGAGAGCGAACUCCACGUCGACGUCCACAACCGUCAUCGCCACCUGUAUCACGACAUCGUCGACGUCAACCACGACGACGAUCACGACAGACAGUUGGUCACGUGGCAAAGAGGUGCAAACCUCGAUCGAAAAUUCACCAGUCUCCGAGAGGCCACCACCGCCAACGAGUUCACCUCCAAGAUCGCCUGAUCAGAUCGAAGGGGAAAGUGCAAGAGGUUCCGUUCCGAGACGAUCCGGAAGCUGUUCCAGUUCCUCCUCCUCGUCCAGAUCGUCCGAUCCUCGUAUUUCGCCUCGAAGCUUGUCCAACAGUUUCUCAAAAAUCGAAAGCUCUCCCAUCAACAGGAAGGUGUCCAGUCCGACCCAAACGGAGAACACCGCGUACAGAUCCAGCUCGCCUGUCCGUUCGAAUCAGACGAACGAGAUCGAGCUGAGAGUGGAGAGAUCGUCCUCGUCCUCCAAGUCCAGGUCCGGAGGCAGGUCCUCGACGUCCUCGAUCUCCAGCGUAUCCAAAGCCUCCUCCUCCUCCUCGCCGAGGAACUCUCCGGUCCAGGAGAUGAGAUCGUCUUCACCUGCGUCACCUUGCGUGUCCCCGCAACUAGGAAUAGAAGGAUUGACUCUGGUGCAACGCACCGAGGUCGUUCUUCGAGUGAACGCGGCGACCAGCGACGCUGCCUCGCAGACUGAUCUCUUGGAACCGGCGGAGAACGAAGACUGCGCCAAGAUGCACGAGCUUCUUCUCUGUCGGAAGAAACUGCCAGAGGAGAUCGAGUGCGAGGAACUCGGACGGGAUCUGGCGAGUCAGCUCAGUCCGAAUGAUAAACUGGUUCCCCUAUUAGUUCCAGCGCCGGAGCACAAGAAGCCCACCGACUACGUUUCCGGUCUGUUCAGGGUGGAAGCGACCUUGCAACCGAGACCGAGACGCCGACUCUCACUGGACGAGCCUUCGACCCCGUGCUCUGAAAACGGGGCCGACGAUGAGAAAAAGCACGAAUCGAUACCAUCCACGCCGGUCACUCCUCUUUCGACCGAUUCUACCAGCCCUCUGUCCCCAACGUCGGCGUACUUCACCACGUCCGAGGGGAAAGCCAGGUUCUUGACAAGACUCACGCGUGACGUUACCGUCGAGGGCCUGUCGCGUCAGGAGGACCCGCCACCGGUGAUCCAGACGGACAACCUUGAUCUCAGGCAGAAGAAGGAGGAGCUGAUGAUGAGGCUCGACAAGAAACUGGUGGUCCUGAGAGCCGAACAGGAGACCGUGAGAGAAGAGGGAGAGGUGAACGAUGCUCUGGGUGCUCGCGUCGCGACGCGGAUCGCCGCGGUCGCACGACCGCCAGAAGCGUCCAAGUAUCGACUACACGUGGAGGAAGUCGGGAAGAUCACCAGCCUUCUUCUUGGGCUAAGCGGCAGACUUGCACGAGCGGAGAACGCCUUGCAUGGAAUGCCAGCCGAUCACGCUGAAAGGAAAAUCCUCGAGAGCAAACGGGACAAACUGAUUGACCAGUUGGAGGAAGCGAAGAUCCUGAAGAGCAACAUCGACAAACGUAGCGUGAACGUCUCGACGAUUCUGUCGAAGUACCUGAACGAGGAGGAGUUCGUCGAUUAUCAACACUUCAUCAACAUGAAGGCGAAGCUGAUCGUGGACAGCCGUGAGAUCCAGGACAAGGUGAAGCUCGGCGAGGAGCAGCUAGCCGCGCUGAGAGAGGCGAUCGACUAGUCGUAAAUAAAAAAAAAAAAAAAAAAAAAAAAAA
This is a messenger RNA of Dufourea novaeangliae, 7909 nucleotides long. RefSeq lists its product as uncharacterized. The coding region runs from base 1 to 7875 and encodes 2624 amino acids. Gene Ontology annotation, molecular function: actin filament binding. The transcript is spliced from 21 exons. Gene Ontology annotation, cellular component: apical junction complex; cortical actin cytoskeleton; adherens junction. NCBI's taxonomy places the organism in Eukaryota, Metazoa, Arthropoda, Insecta, Hymenoptera, Halictidae. The record is from RefSeq and is a predicted model, not a curated record. Gene Ontology annotation, biological process: actin filament organization.